AUGCAGUGGAGCUACUCGCGCAUUGCGUACGUGAGCAUCCUCUUCUUCGUCGCCGGCGUCGCAGAAAUCGGCGGCGGAUGGCUUGUCUGGCAGGCCGUGCGCGAGCAGAAGCCGCGGUGGUGGGCGGUCGCUGGCGGUGCGGUGCUGGUGCUGUAUGGGUUUGUGCCGACAUUGCAGCCGCUGAACGAUUUCGGAAGACUGUACGCCGUGUACGGCGGCGUCUUCAUCGGCAUGUCUUUCGUGUGGGGGUACCUCUUCGACGGGAUUGUGCCCGACACCGGCGAUUGGGUC
Messenger RNA from Emiliania huxleyi CCMP1516, 291 nucleotides. RefSeq lists its product as hypothetical. Gene Ontology annotation, cellular component: membrane. The annotation marks the transcript as partial. The record is from RefSeq and is a predicted model, not a curated record. The transcript has a single exon. Lineage: Eukaryota; Haptophyta; Isochrysidales; Noelaerhabdaceae.